AUUGGCCCUUCCCCCUGCUUCAACUUGAAUCUCUCCGUCACCUUUUUGAGUGUCAAACCAUCUCCUUUCCCCCCCUCCUCCCCUUCCCAUCAUCCUUUCUGGGCCUUACAACUCAUUCCGAAGUCCGCUGAAACCAUGUAUGUCAAUCUUAAUAAUAUCAGCUUCUACCGUCAACCCCCUCCUCCCAAACCCCCUCUGUCUAGUUUGCCCACUCCCCGUUGGAUGCCAUACCAAGCCCCUCCAGCAUCACAGUGCCUUUCACACCCUCUCCCGCCCAAACCACCUAUUCCUGCAGCGUCGACCGUCCCAACUCUGGCUAGUAGACAGAAUCUUGUCCAGCAACUUCAGACUUCUAUAAGAGAAGAUAUUGAAUCACAUAUAACAACAGUUCGCAAUGAAUUUGAUGUCGAACUAGAGAGGAUAUCUAUAGCGGGAAACACCAGAACAGUGCACGAAGCAGAUCUGGAGAGGUCUGGUGAUCAUGGGUUUCAUAAUGGAGGUGUUACAGACGUUCAUCCAAAGCCGAACACGUCAAGUAUUGGUAUGUGGGAUGCACAGUGGACAUGUUCCGUGCGCUUAGCUAAUAUGUCGCAUCAGGUUCAAUGAUCCCAAAGCUAGCACAACCACAGGCGAGUGCUAGUGGAAGCGGUGAAACAGCGUCUCAAUCUACCCCUGAACAGGAUAUCCUGCAGGAACAGCCAGACCGGGGGGUGUGUCGAUCGGUGGAGGCUGGCUGUUAUUCAGACCCAGCGUUCACAGGAGCAGAGCUAGAAUGUCCAGGCCCAUCUGUUGUCAUGGAGUUGCAUCGAGAUAGUAUCCUAUCAUCAAGGGCUUCCACCA
This is a messenger RNA of Aspergillus alliaceus, 840 nucleotides long. RefSeq lists its product as uncharacterized. The transcript has 2 exons. Lineage: Eukaryota; Fungi; Ascomycota; Eurotiomycetes; Eurotiales; Aspergillaceae. The coding region runs from base 136 to 606 and encodes 156 amino acids. The record is from RefSeq and is a predicted model, not a curated record.